Molecule: messenger RNA, 3797 nt
Organism: Gymnogyps californianus (California condor)
Lineage: Eukaryota; Metazoa; Chordata; Aves; Accipitriformes; Cathartidae
Product: interleukin-1 receptor type 2-like
Exons: 9
Coding region: 1-1242 (413 amino acids)
Molecular function (GO): interleukin-1 binding; interleukin-1, type II, blocking receptor activity
Source: RefSeq, a predicted model, not a curated record
AUGGCUGAAAGACUGCAGAAGCACAGAUUUCAAGACGCUUUCCCUCGAUCUUCUCCUUCCGAUUUCCUCUGGGAAAAAAUGCGUGGGCUCUUCUUUGUCCUGGUGACGUGCACAGCAGGCGCCUCUGCUUUCAGACUCCAUCAAGUCAAAAGCACAGAAAACUGCCCAGAUCACACCGUGUUUUUCAAACACUACUAUGAACUGCAUGGAGAACCUGUGGUUCUGAAAUGCCCUUCCCCCAGAUACAAACAUUUGGAUUUUUCUGCCUUGACCCCUAAUAUCACAUGGUAUAAAAAUGGUUCAAAAACCAUGAUAUCAGGAAGAGAUGAAGAUCCAAGAGCCUGGGCAAAAGGAGAUGCACUCUGGUUUUUACCAGCAAUGCUAGAAGACUCAGGAGUAUAUAUCUGCACCAGAAGGAACUCCUCCUACUGCGCCGAGGUCUCCAUCCACCUCACAGUCGUGGAGAAAACAGCUGCUCGGGAGAUUGCCUAUCUCCAGGUCCUCUUCACUUUCACCUCUGGCAAGAUCGUUUGCCCUGACCUGUGGGAUUUUACACCAAAUAGGACAAGCCUGGAGCUCAAGUGGUACAAGGAUGCUCUGCCUUUGGAAGAUGACGAUGAAAAAUUCCUAAAUCUGAAAGGUUCAGCUUCUCUGAUCAUGACUUCUGUACUACCAACAGACGCUGGCUACUACACCUGCAAGAUGUCAUUUCCAUUUGAAGGUGUAAUGUUUGAAAUCACCAGAACAAUUCAGCUGGAGACUGUUGAACAAGAAAAGAGAAUUACCCCAAUAAUUGUGUAUCCAACACAAAAGACGACAUCAGCUGCUCUCGGCUCCAAGAUGACUCUCCCGUGCAAAGUGUUUGUUGGACUGAGCAGCCACGUCCAUACUGAUGUGGAAUGGCUAGCAAAUGACACCACCGUCGAUGUGGUUUACAAGCAAAGCAGAGUUACAGAGGGAGAACGACAAGAAAUUGUAGAAAAUGGUGAAAACUUCAUUGAAGUGCCACUGAUUUUUGAUUCUGUUGAAGAAGUGGAUUUUUACACAGACUUUACGUGUUUGGCCCAGAACAGAUACGGCUACCAAGUACUGCCAACAAGGGUCAAGCAGGAAGCUGUCGGCUUGUCCUGGUACAUUGCAAUGAUUCCCGUCGCAUUGGCCUGCGUGAUCGUGGGGGGGAUAUGCAUACACAAGUGCUGGAAGCGCAGAGCCGAUAAAGGAUACACGAUAGCAAAGGUUUAAAAUCUGCUUUAUUCUCCAACCGCCAACAGAAGAAAAAAAUCAUCCUGGCUAUCUUUCACAUGAGACACAGAGAGACAUUUCAGACCAGACAUACUGCUUUCCCAGCAGAUGGAUAUAUAUCAGCUAUUUUCCUCUUCUCCAAGUCUUCUACAAUUUGAUGAAGUUAUAAAUAUAAAUUUGCAUUUUCAUGCUGCUUAGAUGCAGGAAACCUGCUUCUAUUAUUUUGCAGCUAGGGUGCAAUCUGUAGGAUUUUGGAACACAGAAUACUAGGAACGUGCCCUGGAUAUGGGAAGGGUAGGGAAAGGGAGGUGCUCUUGCCCUUUGUAAUUCCAAUAGUCGUAUUGUUUGUUUAAAAAAAAAAAAGGAAAAGAAAAACCCUAAAAUCUAAAAACAGAAGCUAAGAAAGCUUGCUACAGAAGGACUAUUCCACACCAGAGUGAAAAUGCAGUUUUCUUAUGCAUCCAAACUCAUUUUAUUUUACUUCAGUCUAAAAAGAGCCGUUUUUUUUCCCUUUUCCAGAGCCAAAUACAGUUGUCAUGGCAACUGUAUAUCUACGAACUUUUCCACAGAAAAUCUAAAUUUUUUCGCCGUUUGGAUUACUCUUUGCUUAAACGGACUGUCUCAGAAUAACCCUCCCCCAGAGAUAGCUACAUCAGCAUAACAGAUAAUUGUACACUGGAGAAUUCAGUUCUGUUUUAUCUACUAAUAUCUCAUAGCUGGAGAUUCAUAGGCAGCUGUAAUAUGUUGUUAUCUUUGCCAAGAAAAGAAUUUGGAGGGAUGUUUUAGUGUUUUGAGAGUCAUUUGACUAACACAAAAUUUUAUUCCUGGAAGUGAUUUGACAGAUUACCAGUAAUAAUGUACAGUCUCGCCCUUCUGUGCCUCUAACUCUUUCAUGACUGGCCUGAUUCUCCUCUCUGAUAUGAGUAUAAAAGUCUGCCAUAGAUUCCCGUAAACAAUGAGUCUGCACCAGUCUAAAGCCGGUGCAGCUUCAGGAACCUUGUGUCCUUUAAAUUGAAGUAUGCAAAUCGAUUACUUGUGAUGCAAAAUGCUGCCUGUUAGGUUAAUCUAACUGGAUUCCAGUCUUGACAUAAUUCAGAAGGGAGCAAUAAAUAAUCAGUGACCAUGUUGUACUUUGAGGAUCAGAAUGAGUAGAAUGAGUUAGUUACUUCCUCUUCCAAGAGAUAACACGAUAGCUGAGAAGUAGUUCCAUCAUACGUAUUGUGUAUUAUCUUCAUCUGUAUGGGAAGGGAAGAGAUCCAGUCUUAAGGUCUAGAUUGUUACAGACCUAUAACUGACACCUCUCACAGACACCAAAGAUAAAGCUUUUUGUUUGGGUAAAUCAGCCCAGAGGUUUUUCAGACUCUAUAGGAAAAAAAAUAAUCAGGAAAAACGUUGACUCCAAAGAACAAAUUGUAAAGUAAGAAUGUUAGAACUGCGUGUGGUCCCACAAACUAGAGAAAUGAACGACUCGCAUCCAUCUGGGAGAGGCCAUAAUCUAAUUGCUUUCCACCAUCACUUAUAGCUGGUUCUGAGUUUAGCCUAAUAAAUAUUUGGAAGGAUUUUGAAGAGUAGGAUGUGGCUUGAAUUAAGAAACUCUUCAAUCUGUUAGCAAGAACCUUCACAUUUUAUGAGAUUUAAGGCAAAGUCUCCCUUUAAAUAUUCUAAAUGUUUGCUGUGAAGGUACAGGCACAGAGAUUAGAUUUCUGACACAGUCCGAGUCAAUGACAACCAAAUAAGACCACAGGACUUACUGUUUCUAAGUGCAGGCUGUUAAAGAUGAUGAUAAAGAAUACAUAUAUUUUAUGGGCAGAGAGGAAAAAGGUGGCUGCAAGUGUGGAAAACAGUCAAUCCACUUGGAUAUCUGUUCUUUGAAGGAAGAAAACUAUAGACGAACUGACCAUUGCUGGAAGGAAUAUGAAAAAUGUUUUAGGUACAUCAGGAACGCUCGUUUUUAUCAAGCAAUUGCUAGUCUGUAACGAGAGAACAAUUUAGGUUUGCCAAUAAGUGUAACCUUUCAAAAUGUGAUUUGUUCUUCCUAUCCAUCUGUAUCCUCCAAGAGUAGUGUGAUAACACAUCUGGCUGUAGGCGCAGGGUUGGAUUUCACUAAGAGGUGGAAAAGAAGUAGAAUUUUUGGUAUAUGGAGUAUCGGUGCCAUAAGAAAGUUAAAUACCUCGGAUCCUCCUCCAAACUAGAGAAGGAGAAAGAAAUGUGAAUGCGAGAUAAAAAUUAGGCAUACAGAGAACUGAUGUUACAUACUCAGUGGCAUCUUGAAUACAAGGGGAAUGUAAAGAAACAAAGGUUUAUCUUUUAUGAAGUGAUAUUUGCUUCUCUGACUACUGGUAUAGUAAUAUUCUGAAGGCUUUCAUUAUAGGUAGACUUGUUCAAGUGUACUACAUAGUGUAAAUGUUUUACAGGUAGACUUGAACAAGUGACCUACAUCAUAAUGUAAAUGUUUUACAUUGAUUUGUAUUGUUACAAAUCAAGGGUAUCACGGUCUAUAUCGUUUUUUAAAAUGUUACGUGAAAAAUGGAAAAAAAAUAAAAACCACAACGAAG